CGGGCCGGUUAGAUUCAAAGGUGCCUAUAAAGCGGCCGACACGCCCGCGCUCGCUCGAACCCGGUGCGGUCGGUCCCGUGCGAGCGCAGCUAUGGCUCUGCGCCCCGACGGUCUGGACGAGCUGCCCGCCGCCUGCCUGUCGCCGUGCGGGCCGCCCAACCCGGCCGAGCUGUACAGCGAGGCGCGGCGCCUGGCGCUGGAGGAGCUGGUGGCGGGCGGCCCCGACGCCUUCGAGGCCUUCCUGCGGCGCGAGCGCCUGGGCCGCUUCCUGAACCCCGACGAGGUGCGCGCUAUCCUGCGGGCGGCCGAGCGGCCCGGCCAGGAGGGCGCGGCGGCGGGGGCCGAGGACUCCUUCGGCUCGUCGCACGACUGCUCGUCCGGCACCUACUUCCCGGAGCAGUCGGACCUGGAGCCGCCGCUGCUGGAGCUCGGCUGGCCCGCCUUCUACCGGGGCGCCUAUCGCGGCGCCACGCGCGUCGAGGCGCACUUUCAGCCCCGCGGCGCGGGCGCCGGCGGCCCCUACGGCUGUAAGGACGCGCUGCGCCAGCAGCUCCGCUCCGCGCGGGAGGUGAUCGCCGUGGUGAUGGAUGUUUUCACAGACAUCGACAUCUUCAGGGACCUGCAGGAAAUAAGUCGGAAACAGGGAGUCGCCGUCUACAUCCUUCUGGACCAGGCCCUGCUCUCGCAGUUUCUGGACAUGUGCAUGGAUCUGAAAGUGCACCCCGAGCAGGAGAAGCUGAUGACUGUUCGGACCAUUACCGGAAAUACUUACUAUGCAAGGUCAGGAACUAAGAUAGUUGGGCAGGUUCACGAGAAGUUCACACUGAUUGAUGGCAUUCGAGUGGCUACAGGCUCCUAUAGUUUUACAUGGACGGAUGGCAAAUUAAAUAGCAGUAACUUGGUCAUCCUGUCUGGCCAAGUGGUUGAACACUUUGAUCUGGAGUUCCGGAUCCUGUAUGCACAGUCGAAGCCCAUCAGCUCCAAAGUGCUGUCCAACUUCCGGAUCAGCGGCAAGUUUGACCAUCUGAUCGACCCAAAGCCCCUGUCUAAGGAGCUCACGUUGGGCAGCCUGCUGCGCCUGCGGCUGGCCCGGCUCUCAAGCACCCCCAAGAAGGCUGAGCUGGGGUGCGAGGUGCCCGCCGAGGGUGGGGCAGAGGCCAAGCGCUGUGACUCCGAGUCCUCCACCGUCAGUGAUGAGAAUGACUUCAACAGCCGCAGGGACAAACCAGACAGCAGGACGAUGACCGAUGCCACGACUCAGACAGAGCUGGGAGAGGAGAUGCCAGCAGUGAGUGUGAGUGAUGCGGGGACUCAGGCCAGUGCUCCUACGGCCUGUGCUGGGACCCAGACCGCAGUCACCACCAGAGCGGCCAGCUCCCAAACCGUGGUUCGAUCCACGUCGGCCACCACCCAGACUGAUGUGGACGAGAACGUUCUCUUUUCUCAGGGCGCCCAGUCUAAAGAAGGUUCACCAGUGUCCAGGAUGUCUGUGUCGAGAUCUCCCAGUUUAAGGUCUUCCUCCUCUCUGUCCUCCCAGGGCUCUGUGGCAAGCUCCCUGGGCUCCCAGGCAUCCAGUAGAGCCACUGACUUUGUCCCUGCUGGACAUGCCAAGUUCUGGGGCACCCCCCACUUGGAUCUGGGUUUGAGAGACUCCUUUAGGAACUUGAACCAAGAGCGCCAGUUUCACUUUGCCGGCAUCAGGUCCCGGCUCAACCACAUGCUGGCCAUGCUGUCCAGGAGAACGUUCCUGACUGAGAACUACCUCGGUUUUCAUCCUGGGAAUGUCACCAGAGCCUCGGUGAAUAUGCUGGCUGUGAGAGAUAUCACACUGUAUCCCUCCUACCAGUGACCGCUCGGCAUUCAGUGCCGUGCUCCGAGUGCCCUGCUUUGCAGCUUGUUCACCUGACCUCUGGUCACCUUAAUUUUCUCUGACUUCUAGAAACUUCACAUUGUUCUCCGUGCCUUUAUCUUAUUUUUGUCAUGUAUAAACCAGGUGUUGCUUUUAUGGUUGAAACACUACAGGUACAGUUUCUUUGCACGACUUGAGUAUUGGUAUCUCUUAAAGAGAGUAUUUGGGGGGGCGUCUCAGGCUAAUUCAGGUAAGAGAGAAAAAUACAUUUUGUGUUUUUCGAGAUAUGUGUCAUCUUCAGUUUUAGAGAUUUGAACAACUAGUUUUUAUGAUCAAAAUCCUGUUGAGAAGAAAUUUUCUUAACGUCUGUCUCUUCUUUCGGAUAUCUGUGUUCUUAGCAUUAAAUAAAUAUAAACAACUUUUG
Messenger RNA from Mustela erminea (ermine), 2273 nucleotides. It is a transcript of the gene SACK1D, whose product is annotated as family with sequence similarity 83 member D. The transcript has 4 exons. Gene Ontology annotation, cellular component: mitotic spindle pole; cytosol. The coding region runs from base 92 to 1849 and encodes 585 amino acids. NCBI's taxonomy places the organism in Eukaryota, Metazoa, Chordata, Mammalia, Carnivora, Mustelidae. The record is from RefSeq and is a predicted model, not a curated record. Gene Ontology annotation, biological process: regulation of ERK1 and ERK2 cascade; positive regulation of cell cycle G1/S phase transition; regulation of TOR signaling.